UAUUGUUCUUAAGUUGUGAAUUGUAAAUCUUGAUAUGUAUAAUGUCUACAUAUUAUUAGGUAUAAAAUAUUGUUUGUGCUUUAUGACACUGACAUUUGACUAAGUGCCUAAAAUCAACCUAAAAUGAAAUGUCAAUGCACUUAGAGCAAAUGCUGCUACGAAAAUAGCACGGGUAGAAUUUAUAACAAGGUUGUUACUUGAAAGUUAUCUUAUUUAAUAAAACAAUAAAUUAAAAUCGAAGAAAGCCCAUGACAAAUAAUGGCAACGCCAACAUAUGAACACGAUGCCGAUGGUUCUAAAUUUAUACCCGCGACUCAGCGCCCUGAUGGUACUUGGAGAAAACCUAGACGCAUCAAGGAUGGUUAUGUGCCACAAGAAGAAGUUCCUUUGUAUGAGAGUAAGGGCAAGCAGUUCAAAGCUCGGCAAAACACAGGACUACCGGUUGGCCUUACACCUGAAAUUGCCGCAGAGGUAAAAAAAUCUAAGAAAGGCACCAUACAGCCUAUACCUGGCAUGAUUAUAAAUGUAGAAAAGAAGAAAAAGAAAAAGAAGUCAGGUGUAACUGAAGCAACAGAAAAAUUGGCAAGAUGUGAAAUAACAGAGCCGACAUUCGCUAGUCCACCCCCUCCCACCGCACCCACGCAAUCAGACCCUGUCAAAAGACUAAAAAACUUGAGAAAGAAAUUAAGAGAAAUAGAAGCCCUCCAAGAGAAAAUAUCAUCAGGAGCUCUCAAAAAUCCAGACAGUGAGCAAAAAGAAAAAAUCUCAAGAAAGAAUGAAAUUAUGAAAGAAAUAGAUAUAUUAGAAAAGAGUAGCAAUUGACUUAAGCCAAAAUAAUAAUUAUUGUAAGAUAUUAUAUAAACUUCAAUUUUUUAAAUGUAUUUCGUGUGGUGUAAAAAUCCAGAAGGAUUGGCAAUAUUCAAUUUUAUUUAUGAUCC
Melitaea cinxia (Glanville fritillary) is the source of this 938-nucleotide messenger RNA. It is a transcript of the gene Pym, whose product is annotated as partner of Y14 and mago. Gene Ontology annotation, biological process: exon-exon junction complex disassembly. Gene Ontology annotation, molecular function: RNA binding. NCBI's taxonomy places the organism in Eukaryota, Metazoa, Arthropoda, Insecta, Lepidoptera, Nymphalidae. The transcript is spliced from 3 exons. Gene Ontology annotation, cellular component: exon-exon junction complex; cytoplasm. The record is from RefSeq and is a predicted model, not a curated record. Bases 259 to 822 code for a protein of 187 amino acids.